AUGAACGACUCAACCACCAAUACGACGAUGUGGCCCACUGCGCUCUACGUAAACACCACCUUCCUAAACAUCACGUCUUAUCAAAACACCAGCCUGCUGGCGACCGUUUCUAGCACCUUCUCUCCGAGCACUACGAGAGCCACCACCACCACGGUCACUCAGCCGCUCCCCCUGACCAACACGACGCUCACGACGUUAUCCACGACCCCUGCGAGUCUGCUGGCGAACGUAAACAUGCCGUACAUGAUAGCCGAGCUGGUCAUCGCCUUCCUCUCCACGGUGGGAAACCUGCUAGUCUGCGCCGCCGUGGGCUUGAACCGCAAGCUCCACACGGUCACGAACUACUUCCUGGUGUCGCUGGCGGUGGCCGACGCCUUGGUGGGCGCGCUGGCCAUCCCCUGCGCCAUCUUGACCGACAUGGGCAUCCCGCGGCACAACCUGUACCUGUGCCUGCUCAUGCUGUCGGUGCUCAUCAUGCUGACGCAGAGCUCCAUCUUCAGCCUGCUGGCCGUGGCCGUCGAGCGCUACGUGGCCAUCUUCAUGCCCUUCCGCUACCACACCACCAUGACGCCGCGCAACGCCGUCCUGGUCAUCCUGAUCACGUGGGUCCUGGCCUUCCUGAUCGGCUUGGUCCCGCUCAUGGGCUGGCACAAGACGCCGCCCGAGUCGGGCUACUGCUUCUUCGUGAACGUCGUGGAGAUGACCUACAUGGUCUACUUCAACUUCUUCGCGUGCGUGCUGACGCCGCUCGUGGUGAUGUUCCUGAUCUACGCUCAGAUCUUCGCCACCGUGAAGCGCCAGAUGCGCCGGAUCGCCGCCGACCGGGGCGCGCAGGGCAACAGCGAGGGCACGGCCAACAUCAAGAAGGAAAUGAAGACGGCCACGUCGCUGUUCCUGGUGCUCUUCCUGUUCACGGUGUGCUGGAUCCCGCUGCACAUCAUCAACUGCUUCCUGCUGCUGUGCCCCACGUGCUACGUGCCGCUGCCCCUCCUGCUCACCGCCAUCAUCCUCUCCCACGCCAACUCGGCCGUGAACCCCUUUCUCUACGCUUACAAGAUGAAGUCGUUUCGGGAGGCGUUUAAAGGCAUCUUCCUGUGCUGCAGGGGAGCCGGAGAGGGGCUGAACCAGCACGACGACGGAGAGAAACACAGAUCCUAA
Messenger RNA from Trichomycterus rosablanca, 1158 nucleotides. Its product is annotated as adenosine receptor A1-like. The transcript has a single exon. Gene Ontology annotation, biological process: G protein-coupled adenosine receptor signaling pathway; vasodilation; adenylate cyclase-activating G protein-coupled receptor signaling pathway. Gene Ontology annotation, cellular component: plasma membrane. NCBI's taxonomy places the organism in Eukaryota, Metazoa, Chordata, Actinopteri, Siluriformes, Trichomycteridae. The record is from RefSeq and is a predicted model, not a curated record. Gene Ontology annotation, molecular function: G protein-coupled adenosine receptor activity. Bases 1 to 1158 code for a protein of 385 amino acids.